AAAGCAAAGCAAACUACAGGAGGGGACAGGCUGCAGGAUAUUUACUGUCAAUACAGCCGGAGAGAGAGGAGAUAUAAGGAGAGGGGAGGAGAGGGGAGCAGAGGCUGCAGACUGCAACCCAAAUGAAUGAUCUGAGUGUAAAAAUACCCAUGCAGUUUCAGACAGAAAGUGGGUGGAUUGAAGUCAACAAGGGAUAGCUGAGAGUGUUUAACAAAUGGUUUAGUGAAGGGCUAGUGAGGCAGGAAAGUACUUGUGGCGCACAGAAUAAUAAUGCUGUGCACGAGCAUACUGAAUCUGCAGUGCAAUCUGAAGGGCACUUCCAGAUCUGCCCUGAGACAGAGCAGUAGCUGGGAUAUUUUUGUGUGUGCCUGCAUGCAAGACCCAUCAUUUACAAAGGAAUUAGGUGACCCGAGCUUCACAGGGCAAGAAGGCUCUGAGCAGCUUGCUCUGAGUAUCCCUCUACUUCCAGAGGCAGGUGAACGAGUGAAGAGUGAAUUCACACUUUAGAGAGCAGCGAAGACCAUCUUGCCAUGAAACCAUUCACAGAUGAAGAUGUAGAAAUCUACAUCCAGAGCAAGGUAGAACAGCGACAUUAUCUGGUUUCCAAAACAGUGGAGGAGGUGCAGAAAAUCAUCCAGCAACUGACCACAGAAAUCAGCUAUAAGGCCACACGAUUCCAGGCGAUCUCCAACUCUGGCAUUCACAAUGAGAAUAUUAAGGAUCAGCCAGCUUUACUGGCCAAGUGGUCAGCUAUGCUUCGGGGGAAGCGCCCAUUCCACCCAUCCAUCCAGGUCUUAGCACCCAGCCAGUUCCUCAUCACAGUCCCUCUGCGUGGCCUGGCCGGGUACAGGGAAUGCCAGGUACGGCACUGGCGUUAUUACACCGUGCACGGAGCCAAGCUCCUCUCCUCCGUACGGGACCCCGAGGAAUUGCAUCAAUGGCUAGAGGUGGAGCAGUUCUCAAAAAGCCUUCAGCAGUGGCAUGAAACGGAUGUGAACAUCGAAGGUGAUCUGGUUCCAGCCAAAGUGCUUAUCGUCUUCCGGGAGCUGGUGGAGAAGUCGAUUAUCUCCUGUAACCUCUCCAGUAAAGUGACAGUGCUGGAGAGCUUCAGCUCAGUGGUCCGGGUGGCUGUGGAGACAUCAGAAUCCCAGGUCGAGGUGGAGCUGGUCCCUGCUGUGGAGAUUCCAACUUGCUGGCCCGAGAAAGCCCGGUGGCCUCGUUGCCUUAAGCGUUGGCCUUCCCAGGAAAAAGUGCAGUGCAUCAAGUCGCUUGGUUUCGACCUUUUGGCCCGCUCCAAUUAUCACUGGCAGCUGUGUUUCUCCCGCGCUGAGCAUAUACUCAUGGAAGGACUUGAUGAAGAUGGUGGUUGUCGCAUGAAGUGCUUCAGGGUCAUGAGGCAGAUGAAGGAAGAUGUCUGGUGUGCUGGAAAUAAACCUGUCAUCACAGCUUAUCACCUUCAGACAGUGCUAUUCUGGACGUGUGAAAAAUACCCACGCACCAAGGAUUGGCGCUGCUUCCCCGAAGCCUUUCUGAGGCUGGUACAGAAGCUGCACAAGUGUGUAAGCCAGCACUUCCUCAAGCAUUACUUUGUCAAGAACACCAAUCUGCUCAAAUAUGCCAACACCAGUGACCUGGACCUGGUGGCCAGCAAGCUCGCGGUCUUCUUGGAGGACCCCGUCUUCUGCCUGGACUGAGGCAGGAAAAGGUCUACUCACCCCAACCCUGAGCUGAUCCCCCGCCUCCUCUCCCCGCCUGUGGUUGUUCUUCGUGUCCUUCCAGUAGAUGCUGCAGCUGGCUUUGUAAGACAGUUGGCACAUGCAGCGUGAAAGAGAAGUGUCAAGCUGGCAGCAGUGGGCGGUGAAAACUGAUGGGAGGUAUCGCUUGAUGCCCAGCUGAUCUAAUUUGCUUUCAACAGCGACAGCCUUCCUGGAAGCUACAGCCAGUGAAACCCAACUUUCUGUGUCAGUCAGAGCAGGCAACUGCCUCGUUCUCCGUCUCCAGUCUUGUGGCACCUAAGCAGAAAGAUGGUGCAAAGAAGUCUCGCUGGGCUGCCUACCCGCUGCGUAACCUAGCACAUGUAUUGUUGCCGCUUCCCCCUUCCUCGCAAGGGCAGCGGGUUUAAUUCCCCGGUUACCUCACAGGCCAGCUCUGCAGGAGAGCAGAGGAACAUUUCUGAAGUGUACUGAAGCUGGAGGCUUUCUCAGAGGCACUUUGAUGCCUCUAUCUCCAAUUAAAUGGGAUCCUGCUCCAGUACGAAGAUAACCGUGCUGCUCGUGUUGAAUAGCUCAAGGGAAGCAAGAGGAGGAACGGUGGUUUUUGCCGCCUCCUCGUUUUAUUCUCCUCCACUUCCAUUUUUCUUCCAGUUGCUUCAAAUAUGUUUUCUUCGUGUUUGCCUUUGCCAGUUGUGUUAGUGCCAUACAACCAGGGGGCUUUGCCAGAGCCGAGUUCGCUCCCACCCCUGGCUCCAUCCAGCAGGCUGGAGGCGGAGCAGGUCUUUCCCUAGUUGUUAGCACCCACAUAUUUUUGGGGUGGUAUACAGAAGGAGAAUAUUUUUCAAAAGCUGUUAGCUCCAAAACCCCCAGUCCUUUUAAUAUUAUGGAUGUUUAAAAAGAAAAUCGGUUUUAGUGUUUCAAAAGAACAAAGUUCUAGAAUGAGUGUAAAGAAUGUUGGUUUUAAUGUUAUUAAAUCACUGAAACUAAACCAAAGUGGGCUUUUUUUUUUUUUUUUUUCUCACACCUGCACAGGAAUGUAAAUAAGUAUCUCCUUUGCCAAGGGAGGUGGCAGAGAGAGGAUUUGCAGCCCAUAUUCCAGGGAGCUGCUGCAGUGCAUGGCCUGCAAGAUGACCAUCCGUGGCAGAGCAUCUCCCCCUUGUGUCAAAUUGUGGUCUAACCAUGCAUCUUUAGCACAGCCUCUGCUUUCUGGUUUAUUUUGUAUGCCGGAGUAUGUUCAGAAGUCCAUGGGGCCUGGUGGGAUUCAUCCCAGAGUACUGAAGGAGCUAGGGGAUGUUAUGGCAAGACCCCUCUCGAUCAUCUACCAAAGGUCUUGGGAGUCCAGGGAGGUCCCUGCUGACUGGAAGCCAGCCAGUGUUAUUCCAAUUUGCAAGAAGGAUGUGAGGGAAGAGCCCAGGGAGCUACAGACCUGUUAGUCUAACCUCUGUUCCUGGAGAAAUUAUGGAGAAGAUUAUACUGGGUACUAUCAAAAGGCAUUUAAAGAACAAUGCAAUCAUCAGGCACAGUCAACGUGGGUUCACAAAGGGAAAGUCCUGUUUAAUUCGUUUGAUAUCCUUCUGCGUUAGGGUCACCCGCCUAAUGGAUGAAGGGAAGGCGGUGGGCAUAGUUUUUUCUGGAUUUUAGUAAGGCUUUUGAUAUUGUCCCUCACAGCAUCCUUCUUGGACAAGCUGUCCAGCUGUGGGAUGAGCAGGUUGACGGUGUGCUGGGUGGAGAACUGACUGAAGGGCAGAGCUCAAGGGGUUGUAGGGAACGGGGCUACGUCUGACUGGUGACCGGUCACCAGUGAUGUUCCCCAGGGUUCAAUUCUAGGGCCAGUUCUGUUCAAUGUAUUUAUCAACGAUCUGGAUGCAGGAGUUGAAUGCACCAUUAGCAAGUUUGCUGAUGAUACCGAACUGGGAGGUGCAGUUGACUCUCUGGAGGGAUAAGGGGCCUUGCGGAGGGAUCUAGAUAGAUUGGAGCAUUGGGCUAUCAUUAGCGGAAUGAAAUUUAACAAGUCCAAAUGCCGGAUUCUGCACCUGGGACGGUGUAACGCCGGGCACGAGUGUAAAUUGGGAGAGGAGUGGCUGGAGAGCAGCUCUUCAGAAAGGGAUCUGGGGGGGCUGGUCGACAGCAGGCUCAAUGCGAGCCAGCGGUGUGUGCCCUGGGAGCCAAGAGGGCAACCUGCACCCUGGGGGGCAUCAACCACAGCCUGACCAGCCGCUCAAGAGGGGAUGAUCCCGCCGUAUGCGGCGUUGGUGCGGCCUCUCCUUGAGUGCUGUGUGCCGUUCUGGGCCGCGCAGUUUAAGAAGGACGUGAAGGUCCUUGAAUGCGUCCAGAGGAGGGCAACAAAGCUGGUGACAGGGCUGGAAGGCAUGUCCUCUGAGGAGCGGCUCUGGGCUCGUCUAGUUUGGAGAAGAGGAGGCUGAGGGGCGACUUCGUCGCUCUCUACAGCUUCCUGAGGUGGGGGAGUGGAGAGGGAGAUGCCGAGCUCUUCUCCCUGGGAUCCAGGGGUAGGACUCGUGGGAAUGGUUCAAAGCUGCACCGGGGGAGGUUUGGACUGGACAUCAGGGAGCAUUUCUUUACCGAGAGGGUGGUCAGACACUGGAACAGGCUUCCUAGAGAGGUGGUCGAUGCCCCGAGCCUGUCAGUGUUUGGGAGGCGUUUUGACAAUGCUCUUAACAACAUGCUUUAACUUUUGGUGAGCCCUGAAGUGGUCAGGCAGUUGGA
Molecule: messenger RNA, 4436 nt
Organism: Aquila chrysaetos chrysaetos
Lineage: Eukaryota; Metazoa; Chordata; Aves; Accipitriformes; Accipitridae
Gene: MAB21L3
Product: mab-21 like 3
Exons: 8
Coding region: 531-1694 (387 amino acids)
Source: RefSeq, a predicted model, not a curated record